This is a messenger RNA of Eremomyces bilateralis CBS 781.70, 651 nucleotides long. RefSeq lists its product as uncharacterized. The transcript has a single exon. The coding region runs from base 1 to 651 and encodes 216 amino acids. The record is from RefSeq and is a predicted model, not a curated record. NCBI's taxonomy places the organism in Eukaryota, Fungi, Ascomycota, Dothideomycetes, Eremomycetales, Eremomycetaceae.
AUGUUCGCGAUACCGAUAUAUGCACGCCACUCCUUCUCGUAUUUCUCCCCCAAGUCGCCAGAAUACGGGGUACAUAGACCAAGGAUGAGUUUCGACGAUCCAAAGGCGUCAUACUCUCGGUAUGGUUCUUCCUCUUCCCAGGAACAUUCAGACGCUCUCGACUUCAUGAUCCCUCCUUUUGCAAUGCACUUCGCUAAUUAUCACCUUCUCCCCUACAGGACGAUGCACGCUCACACCGUCAAACAAAUUGAGCAUCUCUCUCCCCACAUGCCGAAAUCUCCACCACCGACGUUCAAACCACACAGCCCUACCUUGACCGGACUUUCCAGAACCAAGCAGCCAGGAGUGCUGCUCUGCUCCCCUCGAGUUUCGAGCGCACGUCCUAAUCUUUCCGAACCCGCGACCCUGAUUAGCCCAUUGGCGCUGUCUUCGCUGCUUGGGAAACCGCGGUCGACAUGUCAUGUUGAAUCCGGACUAGGGGCGAAGACGCUGCAGCCGGGACAGGGUUCGGAUAUGAAGACGCCUUCCAAUACCACGCCGAGCAAAGAAGAGGGGGGAGAGCGGAGUGGCGCUGAAGCAGAUGAAACGAGCCAGGGAAGAAGACCUGAGAACGGUCGCCAAUGUCAGGGAUCGAGGAUACCAGGAGGAUGA